Cloeon dipterum is the source of this 1846-nucleotide messenger RNA. RefSeq lists its product as uncharacterized. NCBI's taxonomy places the organism in Eukaryota, Metazoa, Arthropoda, Insecta, Ephemeroptera, Baetidae. Gene Ontology annotation, biological process: neurogenesis. Gene Ontology annotation, cellular component: cytosol. The record is from RefSeq and is a predicted model, not a curated record. The transcript has 5 exons. Gene Ontology annotation, molecular function: protein binding. Bases 122 to 1711 code for a protein of 529 amino acids.
CUAACCGCACCCACUGCCACUGGUUGCUCCUUUAGAUUCUGGUACUCAACCAAAGUUUCGAGUUGUUACCUUUAAAAUUCGCAGCUUCAGAUAACAAUGCGCUGUCAGACAAGGACCCUGCAUGUUGUUGUUGUCAGCGAUUAGGGAGGCUCUAGACAAAUUCUCCACUGUCGGCAUCGGCAAUAUGUCGAGCGCGGAGGAAAUCGAAAUCGCCGAAACAACGGACUGCAACUGGCGCAGCGGAAAGACUUUGAUGGAUCAGCUGUGGUUCAUGUACGAAAAGCAGUUGGGCGUCGAUCUCAAAAUCGCUGUUGCCAGUGACGACAAGCGAAUUAAGACGUAUCAAUGCCACAAAAUGAUUGUGCGGAGGCUCACCGCAGCGUUCGACCUGACUCUGAAUGAAUCUGGCGAUGGCUUCCUUUCUUUGGACAUUGGCAACCUGGACCCGAACAUUUUCGCUGUGAUUUUGACGUAUGCAUACACCGACAAGCUAGAUUUUGAGAACAUGGACAUGAAGGACGUUAUUGCAGUCCACAAGGUUGCAAGUUUGUACCAAAUGGACGCCAUCAGGCAGCAAUGCAACAAGACGUUUUUGAUCAAGAUGAACAAAAACAAUGUUUGGGAUCUCUUAACUUUCUUGGAGGAGCAGUCAGACGUGGAUUUGGAGCGCUGUUUGAGCUCGUUUCUUUCCAUGAGCGUCACUGGUUGUCUGGAUUCGCCCAAUUUCCUCGACUGUGGCCUAAAAGUUCUGGAAUUCAUCGUGGGCCAGGAGGAGCUGCCUGUCGCUGAAGUGAAUUUGAUCGAAUCCGUGAUCCGUUGGGCCAAACACAAGGAGCCGGAACUGACUCCGGAAAAGUCAAAAGAUCUUCUUGGCCCGUGCUUGGGGAAACUCCGCUUUUUGUGCCUGACUCCGGCCGAGUUUUCAGAGGUAGUCGCCCCGAGCGGAUUGCUGCCACAAGACGACUGUCUCUCCAUUUUGGUCAACAUCAUUUCUGGAAACAAAGCGAUGCCUCUGCCUGACCACAUUUGCAAACUGGACACUCCCAGGAUCAAACUGCAAGAUGAGCCACUGGAGCCAAAUUCGCCCACCCCUUCCUCGGAGGAGCAGCUAGAAAAUCCGACAUUUCCUGCAAAAGUGGAGCCCAGUGCAGCUCCUGUGGAGACAUACCCAACAAGUGAGGCUUCUUCGACGUCUGAGGAAAUCGACUGUUUGCUGGUUCGCCGUCCUGCCGAUCCCAAGUUCCAGCUGACAAUGUUUUCGCUUGAAGCACCUGGAGAGAUUGGUGUUAACAUCGAAGUGUCGAAAUCAGCAAUUUUGACCGGAGUUAGGAUCACAUCUCAAGUGACUCCAGUUGGGUGCGAGCCUGGCAAUUACCAGGAGGACAUGUACGUAAGUGUGAUGGCAAUCUCCAACGGAAAGCAGUCGCAGUGUGCCUUUCAGUCCUACGGUCUAAAAGCUCAGAAUGGACAAAACAAGUAUUUUGAUGUGAUGUUCAAACAUCCAUGUAUGUUGCAAGAAAAAAAGGUGUACUUACUGAAAGUGGUUUUGCGCAAGCCAGGAAUGUACAUGUUUAACAAACGGCUAAAAUCAGUUUCUGUUGAUGGUUACCAGGUCAAGUUUAGUGUGGUUGGAUGUAAAAAAGACACAAAUGAUGCUGACCCAAUUCAAGCAAUAUUUUUAGUGGAUUUUGAUAAGGCAUUGUGUGCUUAAGAACAAUGGAUAAUUAAAAUUAAAUAUAUACUUAGUGCACUUACACUAAAAAAAUGCUCAAAAAUCAUUUAUUUUUUAUCUCAUUUUUCCAUCAUGUCAAAGAGGUACAAUAAUGGUAAUGUGAGUGGCGAGGAG